GUCACCAGUCUCCGCCCCCAGUGACAAUUAGCUCCUGGUCCCAAGGAUAACCCAACCAUAACCACUGAGCCACAGAUCCGAUCCCAUCCCAAAACGCAUCAAGAUGACCACGGACUUUCUGUUCCCCAAAAUAGCGGACUGCUCCUAUGUCUCCUGCUACUGCGAGGAGAACGUGUGGAAGCUCUGCGAGCAGGUGAAGCGAACGAGGCCCGAGGAGCUGUCCAAGUGCUACGCCGUCUUCGUCUCCAACGAGGGUCGCACCGUUCCACUUUGGCGCCAGAAGGCCGGACGAGGCGACGAUCAAGUUGUGAUAUGGGAUUACCACGUCUUCUUCAUGCACAAUCCCUCGCUGAAUCGGUGCUUGGUAUUCGAUCUGGACACCACGCUGCCCUUUCCCACAUAUUUCCACAAGUACGUGACGGAGACGUUCCGCUCCGAUCUGGCCCUGCGACCGGAGCACCACAGAUUCUUCAGAGUCAUACCCGCAGACACAUAUCUCAUUGAGUUCUCGUCGGACCGGCGUCACAUGCGUCGGCCGGAUGGCAGUUGGAUCAAGCCGCCGCCCUCAUAUCCACCCAUUCUCUCCAACAGUAACAUGCACUGUCUGGGGGACUUCAUCUGCAUGAGCGCAGGAAAAGGUCCUGGAGCGGUCUACAGCCUCUCGGAGUUUGUGCAGAACUUCUACAAGUCCCCUCACGUGAUGGCGCAGAACAACAAGUAGAGGGAGGAUCCAGGAUCGGGGAUCUAGAGCCCCAAAUCCCACAGAUGCUGAACGCAUCCAGCAACUCAACCACAUCCAAAUGCAAAUACAAAUCCGUAUCGAAAUCGUUUUGUCGUUGUCGUUACCAGACAGUUAAUUACCAAUUGCAUACAUAUACAUACAUACAUAUACACGCGAACAUAUAAAUAUAUUUAUGAUAUUGUAUUUUUGUAUUCAGGUUAACAGAAAUCAAGUGCAGAAGGCGGUUUAGAAACGCUGGCGCCAUGCAGCGUUCAUUUGCAUUGAACUUCUAAAUUCUAAAGAAAUUAUAAAUCUAAUUAUACAUUUUUUUAUUGUA
Messenger RNA from Drosophila takahashii, 1058 nucleotides. It is a transcript of the gene tun, whose product is annotated as N-terminal glutamine amidase tungus. Gene Ontology annotation, cellular component: nucleus; cytosol. Gene Ontology annotation, molecular function: protein-N-terminal asparagine amidohydrolase activity; protein-N-terminal glutamine amidohydrolase activity. The record is from RefSeq and is a predicted model, not a curated record. NCBI's taxonomy places the organism in Eukaryota, Metazoa, Arthropoda, Insecta, Diptera, Drosophilidae.